Molecule: messenger RNA, 2387 nt
Organism: Owenia fusiformis
Lineage: Eukaryota; Metazoa; Annelida; Polychaeta; Sabellida; Oweniidae
Source: the annotation of a GenBank genome assembly
UCUGUACAGUCUAUGUAUAAGCAACAACUGAGGCUGGGCCAACACCCAAACUCAAGUGAGUGAAUGUUUUCCAUAUAUGGCAGUUACACAAUACAAAACAACAUUGAAAAUACAACAUGAAAAGCUAAAAACUGGUUUGAAACAAAAGAUAGCAGAUUAUUUAGUUUUGUGUGCAGUAAGCCUCUUGUAAUUUGAGGAGUUAAACCCUUUUGUAAACACAGUUGACUGAACAAACACACAUGAAUCACAUACUCCCUGGCAGGGCUAGUUUUCAACACUGCAUGAGAUUUGGCAUGAGUCAGUGAAUAUAAGGAGUGCCAUAAGUGUAUUUCAUAAGUUUAAGGUGUGUUGGCAAAAUACUCAUAGCAAUUUAAACGUUGAACUGUACAGAUCAAUGAAUUUAUGAUUUCAAUGUGCUUUUAAUAUCAAUGAGCUUUUUUGAUUCAGCUGACUCUGUACACUAAAAAAUCAAAUUAAAAAUAGUAGGUGAUGAGCUUUGGAUUUAACAAAAUGUUGCUAGUCCUGGCAAUAAUGCUAGUGCAGUUUAUGAGUGGCACUGCUCAAGAGGAGUCACUCAUUACUAUCCCAGCCGGACCAAUUAGAGGAACUUUGAACUCGCUUGAAGAAUUCAAAGAAUAUAUACCGCAACUUCAAGGCAAAGAUCUGGAGUUCAGGACGUAUCUCGGAAUCCCAUAUGCCGAUCCUCCCGUUGGGGAUCUGAGAUUCCGACCUCCACGAGCAUUGACGACAACAUGGAAUGAGACACGGAACGCAACACAAUAUGGCAAAGUCUGUAUUCAGGAUUCUACAACAUAUCAGACACGAGGGGGCUCUGUUGACAACAUAUCAGAGGACUGUUUGACCUUGAACAUAUGGGCACCUGGUAAUGGGUCAAACUCUCAACCAAAGGCUGUAAUGGUUUGGAUACAUGGGGGAGGGUACCAAGAGGGGAGCACUGACAAAGUAUAUGAUGGCACAGCACUAACUGUGAUGGGAGAUGUAAUAAUUGUGUCUAUGAACUACAGAUUGAAUGUCUUUGGAUUUCUCAGCACAGGAGAUAGUGUAGUCCCAGGAAACAUGGGUUUGCUUGACCAGAAGCUGGCGCUCCAUUGGGUGAAGGAGAACAUAGCACUGUUUGGAGGAGAUCCAGAAAGGAUAACAAUAUUUGGAGAAUCUGCAGGAUCAGCUAGUGUUACAACACAGGCCUUUUCCCCACAAAAUAAGGGCCUUUUCCAGCGUGUUAUUGCACAGAGUGGUUCUCUUCUUGCAUCAUGGGCCUUUAACAUGGAGGACAAUGUACCAUCAAUUAAGGGUAUGGGACAACAACUAGGCUGCAGUAAUGAAAGUAUGGCUGACCUAGUGGAGUGUCUACGUGGAGUAGAUGUCACUGAGCUGUAUAUUGCAUCUCUGUAUUAUAUGCAAAGGGCCAUGGGUGCAAGAUGGUCCCCUGUGGUGGAUGGGGAGUUCAUCACAGAGCCCCCUGUGAAACUGGAUGAAGCCACUGGGCCAGGGUAUGAGAUGUUGACCAGUGUGGACCUUAUGAUGGGGAUCAACAGUCAUGAAGGAUAUUUGCUUAUUGGGGCUGAUCCCAGAAUCUCCUCUGGGAACCAAUCAAGUGCUGUAGCAUUCGUGGAGGAGCUGAUGCAGACAACGAGUAACUAUUACGGGGGAGAUUUAUCAAAUGAUAUGUAUGAGGCCAUCUGGUAUGCUUACUUUGGACUAAAGGCCAUAGAUGAUAUGAGUGCGGAUGAACUAUUUGAGAGAGUGGUUCAAGCAGGAACAGAUGAACAGUUCUUGCUUCCGUUUGACCAUCUAACACAUGCCUAUGGUCAGAAUUGCUUUCUGUACCACUUGACCCAUGCUCCUAGCUAUAAAGCAGGGACUGUGCCAUCCUGGAUGACUGGUGCUGACCAUGCAGAUGACUUGCAGUAUCUGUUCUUCUCCCCUAUCAUGCAAGAUCUGUCUCCAUUUAUCCCAAAAGGCACUGAACUAGAGAAGAAUAUCUCGGAAAAUAUGAUCACCUACUGGACAAACUUUGCAAAGACAGGAGAUCCCAACGAGCCAGAAAACCCAGUUUUAUCAACAUAUUGGCCAGCAAGUACCAGCGAGUCCAGUCACUACAUAGAAUUCGGGGACACCAUCCAAGCCAAAGAUGGCUCUAUUAAACGAGAACGUUCAGAAUUCUGGUUUGAUUAUAUUGGUAAACUGCUGACCAAUGCACAAUGUUCUCUCAAUUCAGUUGAGAAUGGAGACAAGGAAGAGGAAUGUGUGAAACCUGGUACAACUAAUGGUGGAAUUGCAGUUGAAGCUGUAAAGGCUUUGUUACUAGGAAUGGCUUUCCUUUGUAUAGUUUGGUACUAGAGAUGACAUACCUCAGUAUACUUCAA